AUGAACACCGGCGGCAACUCGCUGCCGUCGCAGUCGUGCCCCGACGGCGCGAAGCGGCGCGUGUGCUACUACUAUGACCGCUGCAUCGCCGGCGUCGACUACGGCGAGGACCACGUCAUGGUGCCUCGCCGCGUCGACAUGGCGCACGCGCUCAUUCGCUCCUACGGCCUGCUCGGCGACAUGACCCGCCUCCGCACCAGGCCCGCCACCGACGCCGAGAUCUCCGGCUUCCACGGCGCCCGCUACGUCGGGCUCCUGCGGGACCUCACCCCGGAGGGCUUCGGCGCCGGCGGCGAGGUCGCGCGCCGGGCCAGGGGCUGCAACGUCGGCGCGGUCUCCACAUACGGCCGCUCCGUCGACAACCCCCCCGUCGCCGGCCUCUGGGACUACUGCCAGCGCUACGCCGGCGGGUCGCUGGCCGCGGCGCGCGCGCUCGCCAGCGGGGAGGCCGACGUCGCCAUCAACUGGUCCGGCGGCAUGCACCACGCGUGCCGGGACAAGGCCAGCGGCUUCUGCUACGUGAACGACAUCGUGCUCGCCAUCGAAGAGCUCCUCGGCCACUUCCGGCGCGUGCUGUACGUGGACAUCGACGUGCACCACGGCGACGGCGUCGAGACCGCCUUCGUCAGGUCCAACCGGGUGAUGACCGUGUCCUUCCACCAGUGCACCGAGGGCUUCUUCCCGGAGCAGAGGGGGCUCAUCGAGCACGUCGGCGAAGGGACCGGCCGGCUCCGCGCCGUGAACGUGCCGAUGAAGAAGGGCAUGGACGACGAUGGGUACCGCCGGCUGUUCGAGCCCAUCAUGACAAGGGUCGUGGCGGUGUUCCAGCCGGAGGCCAUCGUGAUGCAGUGUGGCGCUGACUCGCUCUCCGGCGAUAGGCUUGGCCACCAGAACCUGUCUAUCGCCGGCCACGCCCGGUGCGUCAGCUUCAUGCGGAGUUUCAGCACGCCGCUGCUGCUCCUCGGCGGCGGCGGGUACACCAUCAACCACGUCGCCGCCUGCUGGUGCUACGAGACGGCAGUCGCCAUCGGCAAGAACAUCGCUGACGACAUACCGCCACACUGCUACGACGGCUUGUAUAGGAGCCAGGGCUACAAGCUCUUUUACCCGGCAGACAAGAACAUGAAGAACGAUAACACGGACACGUACGUGACGCGCACGAGGAGUGAAGUACUGCAGAACCUCUCUGAGCUCGAGGCCGCGCCGAGUGUCGAGUUCAAGGAGCCGGCGGGUGGGAGCAUCGACGCCGAGGCGCUCUUCGACAGACGGCUCUCGCGGGAGGAGUACGACCCUAUGCAGAGGUUGCACCGACGGUGCGGUGAGAUGGAGGAGCGCGGCUUCUUUAUAGAAGUAGGAAAGCGGCAGCUCGAUCUGACCAAGUACUGA
Panicum virgatum (switchgrass) is the source of this 1386-nucleotide messenger RNA. RefSeq names its product histone deacetylase 19-like. The transcript is spliced from 2 exons. The coding region runs from base 1 to 1386 and encodes 461 amino acids. Lineage: Eukaryota; Viridiplantae; Streptophyta; Magnoliopsida; Poales; Poaceae. Gene Ontology annotation, molecular function: histone deacetylase activity. The record is from RefSeq and is a predicted model, not a curated record.